Neoarius graeffei (lesser salmon catfish) is the source of this 2594-nucleotide messenger RNA. It is a transcript of the gene tomm34, whose product is annotated as translocase of outer mitochondrial membrane 34. The transcript is spliced from 8 exons. The record is from RefSeq and is a predicted model, not a curated record. Lineage: Eukaryota; Metazoa; Chordata; Actinopteri; Siluriformes; Ariidae. The coding region runs from base 619 to 1527 and encodes 302 amino acids. Gene Ontology annotation, cellular component: cytosol; mitochondrion. Gene Ontology annotation, molecular function: heat shock protein binding.
CUGCCUAAGUACAGUCGGAUCUUCUUAGCACAGCAGUUGUCUUUCCGACGCCCUUAAAAGGAAAGGACGUAGGAUGAACCUUUGGAACUCGGCCUCAAUAGGCUAUGAAUUAACCCUCCAGAUGACUGCUGUAGUUGUGAGGGUGCACUGAGCCGCUGGCGUAAUCAGUAGAAUGUUGUUUGGUCAUAGUGGAUUUUCAUUUUAAGUGUUAACUGAUCAGCGGCGCUCAGAAUUGAAACUGAAAUUCGACCCGGCUGCUCGGAGCCGGUGAUAGUGUGCGGCUGGUUUCUUUUGCCGAGUCUGCUCCGGUUCACCCUGUAUAUGUUUAUUAUUUGAGGAGGAGUAAGCAGCCAAGCAACUACAGUCUCAUGUUCAUUUAGUUUCUGCCUCUCUUUCUUUCGAGAUUUUAGAUUAAUACUACCUUCUUCUUCUUCCUAGUUAAAGUCGGCGUAGAACUUUAAAGGACGUCAAACAAUCCACUCGUUUGGUCGCUAAGCAGCUAAAUUAACACGCUAGGCUUGUAACUUUUACUUAAUAAGUCAGGCAGUUGGUGUUUAACAUAUUAAUAAUUCACCAUACAUCAAGCAGUAACCGUGAAGUAACUGUUUUCUGAAUAACAUGCCUCAGAAGCGGCGGUCCCAGUCUUGGGCAGAGCUGAAACAAACUGGCAACGACUGCUUUAAGACCGGACAAUAUGGAGACGCCAUCUCAUUCUACAACCAAGCCAUCGAGGUGCUGAAGAAAUCGGGUCAGAAGAACCAGGAAGAUCUUGGAAUUUUAUAUUCAAAUCGGGCAGCUGCUUACUUGAAAGAUGGAAAUUGUAGUGAAUGCAUUAAGGACUGCUCAGUAUCUUUGGAACUGGUUCCAUUUGGGAUUAAAUCACUGUUACGCCGUGCUGCAGCUUAUGAGGCUAUGGAGAGAUACAGACAAGCCUAUGUCGACUAUAAAACGGCCUUACAGAUUGACUGCAACCUGCCUGCAGCUCAUGAUGGAACCAACAGAAUGACAAAGGCACUGACGGAGAUGGAUGGACCAUCUUGGCGAGAAAAGCUUCCUCCUAUCCCGACUGUUCCCAUGCCAGUAAAAGAGAAGUUUUUGCAAACUGCAACCUCAAGUAUAACUGCACAGCAGAACAACCUAAAUGGAAAUAAACAAACAGGUGGUGAUCUGACAAAGGCCAAACUGCUAAAGGAAGAGGGGAAUGCAUUUGUGAAGAAAGGACAGCAUAAGAAGGCAGUGGAGAAAUACACACAAUCUCUCAACCAAGACCCUACUGAGGUCACAACCUACACAAACAGGGCUCUGUGCUAUCUGUCACUACAAAUGUAUAAGGAAGCAGUGAAGGAUUGCGAGGAGGCUCUUCAGCUGGACCCAGCUAAUGUUAAAGCCCUGUACAGACGUGCACAGGCACACAAGGAGCUGAAGACCAAGAGACCUUGCAUGGAGGAUCUUAAUAGCUUGCUCAAAAUAGAGCCCAACAACACUGCUGCACAGAAGCUAUUACAAGAAGUACUGAAGAUGAAAUAACUUUUGCAUUACCUUAAGUGCCCCAAGUUAUCCCAGUUUUCCAAUGUGCACCAUUCCUUUGAUACAUUCAGACUGGUUACUUAAAAGAGGGAUGUUUGAGGUGAUAAAGUAAUUUCAUGUCCAAAUACUCACUGGUCACUUUAAUAGGAACUUGUUAUUGAGUUUAAGAUUCCUGGUAUUGGCUGGCAGGACUGGAACCUAAUGUGGUUUUCUGCUCACCAUGGUUGGAAAGUUACUGUAUCCUUCCUGGCAGCUUGAACCAAUCUGGCCAUUUUCCUCUGACCUCUUAAGGUGUUCCCACCCACAGAACUGUCACUUUUUUCACACCAUGCUGUGUAAACCCUAGCAGUUCCUGAAAUACUCAAACGAGGGCAUCUGGCACCAACACCCAUGCCACAGUGAAAGUCUCAUCACAAUUUUUCCCCAUUCUGAUUGUUGAAGUGAACAUUAACUUGAUUUGCCUGCAUAACAGGUGUAUGGGUGUUCCUAAUAAAGUGGCCAGUGAGUACACUGAAUCAGCUUCCUGUUCUUUAAGUUUAUAGGGUGUAUUUGGGCCAGGCACCUCAAUACAGCAAUAUUAAUCUACAUAUACCAAUCAUAAGUGCUUGUCAGAAAUAUACCAUCAAUUGUCUAGUCUUUGUAUAAAACAGCAAGAAGUCAUGCAAUUAAUGUAUACUUUCAUCACAAUGCAGGGGUUUGUACUUCCCCCCCCCCCCAAGGUUCAGAUAUUUAAAACUUCAAAUAUUGGAAGUUCACUAUCUAAGUUCAGGGAAAUCAAUUUUGUAAAAUGAAUAAAAUUUGCAGUACAUUGCCACAAAUGUCCCUCAGUUAUUUACAUGGGCGUAUGAAACUUGUGCCGGCUUAAAUCUUUGAUACACAAUCACUGAGCUCAAUUAAUGAACUAGAAAUAAGGGCAUAAAUUUUAGGCUAGGUAUUUUAAGUGCACAACUGAAACCUACAAGAGUCACUUAAAUGCAUAAUACUGCCACUUGAUCCUCAAUACACAUGCAAAUGAAGACUCAACCAAGACAAAUUUGGAACCAAUAAAACUUUUAUUUCACUUUAAA